CCUCUCAGGGGAUGGCCAAGGUCCAGGAUGGACACACACCAGAAUGUGACAGCCCUGCGAUGUUAGAGGAGAGCCGUGAUGGAGUGAACAGCGCUAGCCUGACAGCCGGCUCAGCUCGACAGGUCUACAUUCAGCGUCACCACAUACACGGUUUCGGCUUCAUCGCAGGCAGCGAACGCCCCGUCGUUGUACGCUCCGUCUCAGCAGACGGCCCUUCGGACGGAAAACUCCUCUCGGGGGAUCAGAUCUUGGCCAUCAACGGCGAGCCGGUUCACGACGCCGCCAGGGAAAGAGUCAUAGACCUUGUAAGACGGUGUAAAGACUCCAUAGUGCUCACGGUUAUCCAGCCCCAGCAGUCUCCUAAAUCUGCCUUCAUAAGCGCAGCCAAGAAAGCACGCCUGCGAACCAACCCCCCAAAAGUGCGCUUUUCUGAGCAAGUGUCAAUCAGCGACCCAGACUCAACAAUGCUCAAAGACGACUCUUUACUCCUCAUACCAAACGUGCUGAAGGUGUUCCUGGAGAAUGGACAAAUCAAGUCGUUUACAUUUGACAGCCGGACCACGGUUAGGGAUGUGAUAUCGUCCCUGCAGGACCGCCUGUCGCUGCGCUACAUCGAGCAUUUUGCGCUGGUUCUGGAGUCGGGAGGAUUGGACCAGAACCAGAGACUGCACCUGCUACAGGAGCAUCAGCCUCUGUCCCACGUGGUGCACAGGACCUACUUCCAGGGGAUGAGGUGUCUCUUUCGGAUCUGCUUCUUUCCCAAAGACCCUGCAGACUUGCUGAGGAGAGAUCCAGCUGCGUUUGAGUACCUCUAUAUACAGAGUCGCAAUGACGUCAUCAAAGAGCGCUUUGGCACGGACUGGAAGUCGGAGGUCACGCUGAGACUGGCGGCCCUCCACAUUUACAUCACUGUUUCCAUAGCGAGGCCCAAUCAGAAGAUCUCCCUCAAACAUGUUGAGAAAGAGUGGGGUCUUGAGCCCUUCCUCCCCCUCACCCUCCUUCCCACAGUCAAGGAGAAGAACGUCUGCAAGACUCUUUCCCAGCUCCUGAAGACCUAUCAGCAUCCUCCCCCAGCUGGUAAUAAGGUUCCCCCGCUCCAGGGCAAGCUUCAGUACAUGCGUGUCCUGAACGACCUUCCACCUUUUGGAGGCCUGCUUUUCCACACGGUUGGCCUGGACGAGAAGCACUCGGCCACAACUCUGUUAGUGGGGCCUCGGCACGGGAUCAGUCACGUAAUCGACCUGAAGAACAACCUGACCACAGUCCUGGCCGAGUUCAGCCGAGUGGCAAAGGUCCAGUUGUUUCGGGAGCACCAGGGAGUGGCGAGAGUGGAGGUCACCAUUCUGGAAGCGAAGCCGCUGGUGUUACUGAUGGAGUGGCCGGAUGCCUCGAAUUUUGCCUGUCUGAUCUCCGGCUACUACAAGCUCUAUGUGGACCCCAAACGGACUGUCUACUACCGGACACCUGGUCAGUCUCAUAUGAUCAAGGCAGAUUACAGAAGUUCCCAUGCUCACUCGCGGCCCUCGGGAGCGACGGGUUCAAGCGGCGGUGGCGGCAGCGGAGGAGGAGGAGGAGGAGGGAGUAGCCGGCGAGGCGAAGAGAGGGAAGGGCUGUCCCGAGAGCCGUCCCAGAAGGCGUCCUCAAGCUCAGCCUCCUCGCAGCACCCCCAGCACCCACCAUCGCAACACCUGGGCCUCUGCCACAUCCACCUGCGGGAACAGCAGCAGCUUCGGGAGCUGCAGCAGCAGGCCGAGGAGCAGCUGGACAUCAACGAGAACCUCGUCUCACAGAGCCGCUGCCGCACCAAGUCCGAUCCCACGCUCAAGAGCGCCGAGGCCAUUGUCAUCGCGCGCCCCGACAGUUCCGCGGAGAGAGAAGUGGAAAGGGGCGGCGGCGGUGGCGGAGGCCCGGGCUUCAGGAGCCGGGCGAAGACCUUGGAGCGGCCGCACCGUUCCGGACGUUUCUUCUGCGACUCCUGCAAGGCCAGGCUCAAGGCUGAGGGUCUGAUGGUGGAGGACAGUCGGAGCAGCGGGAGCUCCGGGAAGCAGUGCUCGAGUGCCUGUGCCUCCCGAGACGUCGCGGGCAUCGUGGACCUCAUGGCCCUGCCUCUGCCCGGCAGCGACGACGACGAAGAGAUGGAAGAGGAAGCUGUCGGAAAACUGCAGCCUCCGCCUCCCGCCAUUGCCGCUCCCCCGCCGGGGUUUCGGGAUAACAGCUCCGACGAGGACGACCCGAAUAAAAACCCAGCAGCAACAGCUGCUGUCACUGCGGGAACAGUGGGAGCAACUGCGGGGGAAGUCCCGGUGACUCUGAUUGAUAACGUGGCCACCAGGACAGUGCGGGACCAUGCCCAGGAGCUGGACGAUGCGUUAGUCUCCACCCUGCAAGCCCUGGAGGCUCUGGCGGCCUCUGAGGACUAUCCCCACCACCACCACCACCAGCAAACCCCUCAAACCGCAGGGUUAAUAGUGCUGGCAGCCAUAACCCCCGAGUCGUCACUCGACUCUGGGCACGAGACCAACUCCUCCGAGCUGACGGAUGUGUCUGAAAUGGUGUCUGCCAUGAAACAGCAUCAGAACCAAGCUUACCUGCUGGCCCACCACAUCAACAAGGAACGGAUCUUCAGCCGAAGAGACUUCCCGCUGGCCAUUCCUGGCUGCACUGCCCAGACUCUGGGUAGCGGGGCCUUUUCCAUGACACAGAUCCGUGGUGGCUGCCCACCAAAACAGGUGAUCCUGAGCAAAACUGUGCCCUUGAAGGUCAGCCCCAGUCAAGGACCGGGGUCUCCCCGUCCUCCAGGCGAGCAGAGCAAAGCCCAAGAUCACCCACAGACUGAGGCGGAUACAGGAAAGCCUACAAAGUCAGAGCCUGUGAAGUCAACCAUGACUGAAGCCUCCUCUCCUCUGGCCUCCCAGCAACAGAAAGUCAUUGAACAGGCGGACGUGUCCACUGGCGGGAAAAUUCAGAAAGUAUCAGAGGGUAAACUGAGUCCUAACACCUCGGAGAGCAUCAAAGGGAAAAUAUCUGGACAGGUGAGUCCAGAGGUGACCAACAAAGCCUUACCCAUCCUUUUGCCUGUAGAUAGAAUCGCUUCUGCCAAGCUUAGUCCCACAAAAAUGUGCCAAGACGCCGAGACUGCCUCUAGUGAGACCAUCAAGCCUUCAAGCUUUAAGGGCCUGCUGCCAGUUGACGACCUCUUCUGCACGUGCCCAGUGAGGCCUGAGCCGGGGCCCCAGUUGAGACUGAAGGACCCCCAGACCCAGAAGGUGGUGGUGUUCCACUCCUCCUCGCCCACUGAUGAUGAGAGACUUCGUGCCAAGGGACUGCAACUGGCGAGCUGCAAAGAGGCCACAGUGCGGACAUCAGAUCCUAGUUUAGCCAAGCCUAGUACCCACCCGCCACCUAAAUAUUCCCCUCACAUUCCAGUGAAAACGGAGCGCAAAGACACACCCGACGACAAAUCUGAGAGCAAAGUCCUCCCAGAGCAACAGAAAGGUCUUGCCAAAUCCUCCUUACCCGUCCUGGUGGAAACGACACACAUAACUACCUGCGGGGAGAAGGGGGCCACCAUCCCCGGGGCUGAGCGGAAGAAGCAGAGCGGCGGCGGCAAGAGCAAGUCCCAGCGCAGCGCACCUUUCCAGAGCUUCCGGAAUCUGAUCUCGGCCACAUUCCCGGCCCGCCUGCGCCGCGAGACGGACGAGAGGCGGGCGCAGCUGCAGAAGGUGCGACAGUACGAGCUCGAAUUCCUGGAGGAGCUCCUCAAACCCAAGUCGUCGCAGGGCGAGUUUUUGCCCCAGGGGUCCUCGCCUGUCCCCGGGGGCACCCCAUGUGCCUGCCAGCUGCGCACGAGUCCAGUGCAGAAGGUCCCGGGCAUCUCUCGGGAGCAGAGGCGCAGCUGCGACUGCAAGAGGAUAUGUCGUGGGAUGAGGCUACCCGACACGCCUGUGGGAUCCUCCAUGGAGCCCCGUGGCGGGAGAGAGAGGCCGAUUUCCAAAACACCCCCUGCCAUUCCCAAGGCUCCCCAUAGCCAAGGCGCACCGCGGAGACCUCAGACGCUGGAGAUCAAAACCACCAGAAUCCGCUCCACCAGCCUGGAGUCUCGAGAACUUCGAGACACGCCCGUUUCCUGUUUACCCACUUGCACUUCACGCCCCGAGUGCAUGGGGGCGCCGCAAUACAAGAAACUCCAGCGAAGGUACAGCAUCGGUGAGCUGGACAAUAACAAUGAUAGCAUGCCUCUCUAUGCCGAGGUGAAAUCCACCAAGGCCAAAAGCUUAGAGAAAGAGAUGGAAAGGGUUAGGCAAACAGGACUCAGACUACCAACCCCGAUAGAGCCCAUUCAUACUCAAGGCAGCGAGGCAAAAAAGAAAGGCGUCUUCUUCAUCCAGGGAGAGGAGAUUGUGCGCGAGACCCGGGAGGGGACCAGCGAGGUGCUGUUGGCAAUACCCAGUGAAGGCAGCAGUGACGAUCGCGAGAAGUGCUGCUCAUUCUGCUUCUGCUACCGCAAGUGUGAGGCCGCCGACUCGAGCAGCGAGAAGGACGAGCUCUCGUACUCGAUCCCUCUGCAGGUCCUGCCUGGCAUGCAGCUGGACUCCCACACCAUGCCAGUGGUCAGCAAAACCUUACAGGUGCUCGACGCAGAGGACUGUAGCGGGGAGGAGGAGGAGGAGCCCCAGACACAGGAGAUCGACCUGCGCGCCUGCAGCAGUCUGGAAGCCAGCUUGGCACGGGUGCAGUCCCUGCAGGACAAGACUUUCUGCCUGCCUGACGGCUUCCUCAUCGCGCAGCUGGACGCCAACGAGCUUCUGGCCAUCCUCCGGCAGUGCGCCAACGGCCCCCAGACGGAGGGCGAGUCGUCGCGCAUGCCCGCCGCCCGGCUGGCGGAGUACAAGCAAGAGCUGGCGGUGCGCUUCAAGGAGUUCCGCGCGUCCUGCCGCCGCGUGGCGAGCGUGGAGAAGAGCCCCACGCGCAUGCUCAGCGCCGUCACCGCCAGCUUCCAGGUGCUGUGCAACCUGACGCAGACGUUCAUCCGGCUGGUGCACGGCAUACGCUCCGAGACCCAGCGGCUGCAGCUGCUGCGGAAAGUGGAGGAGGUGGCGGUCAACUACACGCUGCUUCUCCGGGCCGCCGAGGAGGCCAUGGGACACUCCAGCAGCCUCCCCAACAAGAGUGCCAGCCCUCAGACGCCUGCCUCCACAAACGCAGGCUCCCUCCCACGCUCCAUCAAAACCUUGCCCACCAAGUGA
Molecule: messenger RNA, 5246 nt
Organism: Sardina pilchardus (European sardine)
Lineage: Eukaryota; Metazoa; Chordata; Actinopteri; Clupeiformes; Clupeidae
Gene: frmpd3
Product: FERM and PDZ domain containing 3
Exons: 17
Coding region: 12-5246 (1744 amino acids)
Biological process (GO): signal transduction
Cellular component (GO): cytoskeleton
Molecular function (GO): protein binding
Source: RefSeq, a predicted model, not a curated record